CAUCCUGUGAGUGAACAAUCAAUUAUUUUCCCUGGUUGGUUCAAUAUUCUUAGGAACUCUCUUCCUUCAACAAAAAAAAACACACCAAUAGAGAUCCAAGAAAGAGAGAGAUGGGAAGGUCACCAUGCUGCGAGAAAGCUCACAUGAACAAAGGAGCUUGGACUAAAGAAGAAGACCAGCUUCUCGUUGAUUACAUCCGCAAACACGGCGAAGGCUGCUGGCGAUCUCUCCCUCGAGCCGCCGGGUUGCAGAGAUGUGGUAAGAGUUGUAGGUUGAGAUGGAUGAAUUAUCUAAGACCAGAUCUCAAGAGAGGCAAUUUCACCGAGGAAGAAGACGAACUCAUCAUCAAACUCCAUAGCUUACUCGGUAACAAAUGGUCGUUGAUUGCUGGGAGAUUAGCAGGAAGGACAGACAACGAGAUCAAAAACUAUUGGAACACUCACAUCAAGAGGAAGCUUCUCAGCCGCGGGAUUGACCCAAACACGCACCGUCCGAUCAACGAAUCCACAAUCCCUCCUUCGAAAACAACAACACCGUCACUUCUACACGACGAGUCUGUACAAUUCGAUUUAGCCAAACCGGAUCAACAACAAACGGUUAAACCGGAACCAACGGUGCUAUACCGGGAAGAGGGUGAUAAUAAUAACAAUAACUGCACGAGCAGCGGAACGACUUCGGACGACGAUUGUGUACUCAAUUUGGAACUCUCUGUUGGUCCGGCUACUACGAGGAGUUACCGGUACGAGUCAACCCGGAAGACAAAUCUUGACUCGGUCGAGUCCACUGGACGGUGGGGAUCCGAGUUGUUCGGGGCUCAGGCUGGAGUGUGUUUGUGUUGUCGGAUAGGGUUUCAUAAUGAGUCGUGUCGCAAUUGUCGUGUUUCUGAUGCUCGAACCAUCUGGGAAUCGAAAAUUCUAUAGGAAUACUUUAUAUAUUAGUUCAUUUGUAUUUUUGUUUUGUUUGGUUACGUUUCUUCUUGUAAUGAAUGUAUCCAGUAACAAAAGAACAGGAUAAUUUAUCAAAAUAGGAUAAUCUAUCUGAUGGGACAUAGAUUAAUUUA
Molecule: messenger RNA, 1060 nt
Organism: Brassica napus (rape)
Lineage: Eukaryota; Viridiplantae; Streptophyta; Magnoliopsida; Brassicales; Brassicaceae
Product: transcription factor MYB3-like
Exons: 4
Coding region: 111-920 (269 amino acids)
Source: RefSeq, a predicted model, not a curated record